UUCUUCUUUUUCUUUUUUCUUUUAUUUGACAAAUCAUAAAAACUUACUGCAAAUACUCAUUCAAAGUUUGAAUAUGCGUUUCGUCCGAGGAAAGGCUCGCGUUUACGACGCCGCCGGGCGAAGAGCGGCGGAGAAACAAAGCUGGAUAACUCGACAGCGACAGUGCUUCUACGCCAUUGCUGGGAAACGGCGUAUUGGACUAGAGGUGGUGGCCAGCGACAAUGCCCCUGCGCUAUCGCAGAUCGCCCGCCUAAUGGGGAGAGCGGGGAGGGGGGAACAAAAAGGAAUGAUGUGAGGUGACUUGGAAACAAGCAGAGAGGUUGGCGGCGGAGGAGUUUUACGUUUCUGUUUUGCCUUUUGAUGAUACCCGUACGUGUUUGGAUACGCUGUUGUUCGAGAUAUUUGCCACUCGACCGCGAAAGUGCUGCUACGCCAUCGCUGGAACUGCGUGUUGAACCGAGGCAACGACGGCGACAAUGCUACUACGCUAUCGUUAGUCCUGCCUCGUGGGCGCGCCUUGCGAAUUCGACUUCUAUAUACGAUGUUACUUUACGGCUCACCGGCUUUCUCGCCUGGUGGCUGAAUCCAGUGGGAGGGACAACUGGCUGGCCGGUCUUUCAUAGUAAAAAAUUGAGCCCUGUUUCCCCUCA
Colletotrichum navitas is the source of this 650-nucleotide messenger RNA. RefSeq lists its product as uncharacterized. The transcript has a single exon. Lineage: Eukaryota; Fungi; Ascomycota; Sordariomycetes; Glomerellales; Glomerellaceae. The annotation marks the transcript as partial. The record is from RefSeq and is a predicted model, not a curated record.